This is a messenger RNA of Podarcis raffonei (Aeolian wall lizard), 1821 nucleotides long. It is a transcript of the gene ZC3H11D, whose product is annotated as chromosome 10 C12orf50 homolog. The transcript is spliced from 14 exons. Gene Ontology annotation, molecular function: metal ion binding. Lineage: Eukaryota; Metazoa; Chordata; Lepidosauria; Squamata; Lacertidae. The record is from RefSeq and is a predicted model, not a curated record. Bases 331 to 1629 code for a protein of 432 amino acids.
GUUGCUCUCAAGGCUUCAGUUUGAAAUUAGAAGCCGCAUCACCAACAAAAUAAUGGAGCAAUGAAAAUAAGCGAGCACUCCCAGUUUGAGGGGUCGUAUGGUGGCCUUUGUGAUGAUGUCAUAAGAACCAAGGUAACAAUGAGAGAAAUUCUGGAAGUUUGAAUUUGCGCACUGUCUAGCAACCACUCUCAAUCUGUGAGCACUUCAACAAACCUGGAGAAGGGAUCAAAGUGCCGAUUCCGUCACUGUGAAAAAGCCAUUGGCAGUGACACCGUGUGCUCAUUAUGGAGAGAGGGGAGAUGUUCCCAUCAACUUUGCAAAUUUAGACAUAUGGAAAUACAGCAAAAAUACAACAGCAUUUCAUGUUUCUGGGAGACACAGCCGUUGGGCUGUGUGAGAAUCAGUUGUGUCUUCCAUCACCGGAAACCUCGUAACAUAAAUGGACUUUUUUUGCCACCUAGUAAUGAUUCUACAUUGCAAAGGGAAGUUCAGGAAGGGAUUUUACCUCCUGCCCAAAGUCAAGAUUCCACAAAAGGUCAAGAAAACACAUUAAGACCUAUCCACCCUCCACUGAUUAUUACCAUCAAUCUUGAGGACGAUGACGAAGAAGAACAGGAGGAGAAAUUUGCAUCUUAUUUACUGUCUAAGACACCAGAAGACAUAGAAGAAGAAAAGGCAAUAAAGGAAAUGUGUUAUAAAUCUGGAGAAUACUACAGAAUUCAGACUUCUCCGGAAAACCGCUUAACAAAAAACAUACCUUUGGUGCUGGAGAACGAGCUCUUGAAAACCAUGGAAACUGGCAGAGAUUUACAAGAAGGUGAUGGCGUUGCAGUUCCAUCAAAGUUCAAUAUUGCAGAAAGGCAAACGGAGAUAACGGCAUCAUUAGAUUGUAGCUCUCGAUCUGAUCUUAGUGCCUUUGAAAAUGGAGGAGGUGAUUGCUAUUUGCCACAAAGAAAUAUAUUUGUUGCAGGGAUACAAAGCAAAGCAUUCAGUGGAGAAAAAGAAUUUGCCAUGCUGAAGUGUUCGAACAUUAAAGCUACAAGUCACUCCGAAAGUAUAAAGAAGCAUCAUUUUAAAGGAGUGAAGAAAAAGAAAUGGAUUUCCGAGGAACCCAAAAACCUUCCUCUCCCGUUGACAGCAAAAGCAAUGCAUACUUCAAACCCUAAAGGUAAAGGGUAUUGCCAACAAAAUGAUCAAAGCAAGAAUGCUGAGAAUGCUUCUUAUGUUCCUUCUCAGAGAGCCAGCGGGAGAAGUAUUUCCUUGAGUUCUCCAGCAGCUGCAAGGUCACCCAAUCUGACCUAUGGUAAAGUUGGUGCAACCAAAGAAUCCAAGAUGAAUUUGGCUGCAGAGAGGUGCACUUCAGCAUAUAAUAUACCAGCUUGGCGAAAAAGAAGCCCACAUACUAAAGUAUAUACUAAAGCGGAAAAAAUGCAUUCAGCCCAGGGUUGCCAAUGUGGUGCCAGAUGUUGUGGACUACAUCUCUCAUCUUCCCUUACCCCAAUGGCCAUGCUGACUGGAGUGGAUGGGAGUUGGAAUCAACAACAGCUGGAUGGUACCAGGCUGGCUAUCCCCUAUCUAUCUAGAAGAGCCCAGAAGAAAUGGAAGCAGAUAAAGUGGAAGCAGAUUUGAAGGAGAGGGAAGGGCAAAAAAAGAAGUGAAAUUCUGUUCUUACUACCAUCAUAAGGGAAACAAAAGUGAAAAUUCAAAUGAUACGGUUAUCAAGGAAUUAAACUGCAGAUGCAAAGGUGACAAAAUUUAACACCCAAAAAGCAGGAAGUACAGAGAGGCUAAAACAUACGUAUUAAAAAUAUGUAAACAAGG